AAACCUCACAGCCUUUCACUAACAGCCUGUAGGAGCCUCUCCCUACUGCUGCAAGAGACACUGAGAGCCACCCACAGGACAACGAGAGACCAUGAAGAGCCUGAUCCUUCUCACUAUCCUGGCUGCCUUAGCGGUGGCAAUUUUGUGUUAUGAAUCUCAUGAAAGCAUGGAAUCCUAUGAAAUUGGUCCCUUCAUUAACAGAAGAAACGCUAAUACCUUUAUAUCCCCUCAGCAAAGAUGGAGAGCUAAAGCUCAAGAGAGGAUCCGAGAACGCUCCAAGCCUGCCUACGAGAUCAACCGAGAAGCCUGUGAUGACUUCAGACUUUGCGAACGCUAUGCCAUGGUUUAUGGAUACAAUGCUGCCUACAACCGUUAUUUUAGGGAGCGUCGAGGGGCCAAAUGAGAUUGGAAAAAAGUCUGUUUUGUUUUGUUUUUUCUUUCUGGAGGCUAGCGCCUGGGUCUGUAUCCCCUUGCAGGAGCAUUACUGAGAUACGCAUGUAGACACAUAGACAAUGCUUGUUUCCUACACAGUCUCCUGUCUGGCUGAACCCUUCCUUCUGCCCAUAAAUUGCUAAGUAAUCAAAGCACAGUGCAGUGAAGGUCAAGGAGAGUUGAGAUAUAUGAUUGUUACAUAAUAAACUUUUGGUUUGAUACUUUCA
Tupaia belangeri chinensis (Chinese tree shrew) is the source of this 659-nucleotide messenger RNA. RefSeq names its product matrix Gla protein (gene MGP). Gene Ontology annotation, cellular component: extracellular region. Gene Ontology annotation, molecular function: calcium ion binding. Gene Ontology annotation, biological process: regulation of bone mineralization. The coding region runs from base 92 to 403 and encodes 103 amino acids. The transcript is spliced from 4 exons. NCBI's taxonomy places the organism in Eukaryota, Metazoa, Chordata, Mammalia, Scandentia, Tupaiidae. The record is from RefSeq and is a predicted model, not a curated record.